UUGCGCAACUUUGAACUUUAGAGACAAAGUCUAUGUUAUGAAGAAAAUGCGUCAAACCCUAACGAGUGUCUGUUAACCCCGAUAACACCACAAAGCGACAACAAAGUUUUGGCAAGUUGAAUGCCUGACAUUGGAACCAUCGUUGUGCUGUUUAUUUUGAAGUUACGAGUUCUCAAAUAUCCCUUCCUAUGCUGUUAUUCUCCGAACUUUUUGAAAAGGAAUGGACAACACUGUGUUUGUUUUGAUCAUGGAGGUGGGAAAAGAUCUUUCAUCCUAGUCGCACUUUGAAAAGUGUGUGUUCCUUCCUCCACGGUCUUACUCUCUAUCGGCAAGUAGCGGAAAAAACCCGCACAAACAUAGACAGUGCUAUCAGCGUCAGAACGAUUCAUAGUUAAGGGUCAGGGGGUAAUGGUAUGUCAGUUUCUUCGUCCAGAGUCUGCGUGCAUAAUCAGUCCCUGCGGGGCUCGGUUUCAGAAACACACCCGCUCAGGAGUGGAUCAUGCCAGCCAGACUAAGUAUUAAUUUUGUGCCUGAAAUGUGCAGAGUGCAUUGUCUGUUACCCGACGGUGUGCAUGAAUGCUCGAAACUGCUGCGCCCAUGUUGGUUGUUGAUUUGUACUGCUACUCUUAGGGAAAUAAUGGACAACCAUAGAGUGUAAAUCCAUGGAAAAGUCAUGCUGUCAUACCCACACACCGAACUACCUGGCCAGCCGAAACGGAGACGCGCGAUCGUCCAGCGACGAGACAUCGGAGAUGAUAGGUAACGACAGCACCACCGUGAUUGACUUAGACGAUCCGCACGAACACCAGAAAAGCCACGGCAACGGUUUUAUGCGGAAUGGGGGGCUCUCCAACGGGAUGCACCCAAGCCUGGCCCAUGCCCACGGCCACCAGGCGAACGGUGCUCUGCCCAAUUCGGCCAUCGAGAAGAUCGCCAUCGAGAUCGCCGAGGCGCAGGCUUCGGCGGCGGCCCAUCACGCCCCGUCAUCCCCGCCGCGGUUUGAGUCCGAGCCCUUCAAGACGGUCCUGGCCGUCUUAUACUGUAUGCUGGUGUCUUUCAUGUCGGCCUUCACUAUGACUUACACACACGAUCGCACGCCCGACUUGACCGUCAGCCCACCCCUCCCCGAUGUCGUCUUCGACUUGGUGCCUCGGAUCGAAUGGGCGUUCCUGGCUUGCGAAAUUGGAAUGAUUCUGCUAGUAGUCGCUAACCUCGUCAAUCUUACAUUCCAUAAGCACAGGUUAAUCAUCUUGCGGAGGUUCCUCUUUAUUGUCGGAUUGGCUUAUUCUAUGCGAUGUGUGACGAUGAUCGUGACGUCACUAUCCGUGGCAGGAUACCACGUCCAUUGUGGCAAGAAGAUGUUUGACAGCGUGUGGAGCAAACUAGGACGCGCUGUGGCGCCCUCCAUCGGGCUGGGAAUGACAGUGACGGGUCAGAGGGACGAAAUGUGCGGCGAUUACAUGUACAGUGGGCACACGGUCUCCAUAAUGGCGGCUUGCCUCUUUUUCACUGAGUACACUCCGAGCAGAUGCCGCUUGUUCCACUUUCUGGCCUGGGUCACAGCAGGCGCUUCGCUUUUCUUCAUCGUGGCUGCCCACGAGCACUACACGGUGGACGUCUUGAUUGGCAUGAUCGUCACCAGCCUCAUAUUCCUUUACUAUCACACGCUGGCCAACACCCGGGCCCACCUCCACCGCGACCUCUACAGGGUCCGGGUGUGGCUGCCCUUCUUCCACUACCUGGAGGCCAAAAUCGACGGCGUGGUCCCCAACGAGUACGAGUGGCCGUUCCGAUGUCCCUCCUUCUCCUGGCCGGCGGGGCCCAAACUUUGGCCCCGGGGCAAGUCCGGUCUCGUCGACUGAUUCCACGCUCAACAAACAGGUCAUCCGUAAAGCUGGCUCAAAGCCUUUAAUGUUCACCAGCUACGUUAGUAUUCCACGCUGUAGAACACCCACGAACUUCUACCUUCCUCGAGAGGCGGAAUGGACGGUCGUAAAUUUGAAGAUUCCCGUGGCUAUUAGUAUUGAAAAUGACGCCUGAAAUUUAAUAUAAUUUUUUUUCCAUUUCAAGCUGAUCAAUAUGCUAGCGCGCGGUGUCUACUAGGCUUAAAUGGCUUAAUUAAUGUACACUUAAUUGUCAGGACAAAGCCUUGAAGAUUUAACAUGCAUGAGGUACUUUCUAACAAGUGGUGACCUUUGACCUCACGAGGUGACCUCUGUGUAGAUCCCAUGUUAAUUCGGAGCUCUGCGCUUGGUGCUUUUAUAAAAAAAAAGUACAUUUUGCCGUAAACCUUUUUCGAAAUGCUUAAUAAUAGUAGUAAAUUCGUAACGAUCUGCUCAAACAAGGCUGUAAAAUGGCGGAGGCUUUUUCAUAUUAUGCAACAAUGGCAAACAAAGUUUGUACAUUGGCUUCUUUGAUAGUUCACAGUUGGCUGUUUUCUAGUUUCGUCUUGAAGGUACCUUUUAUAGUUCUGGAUUUUCCGCCGUGCGCAGUCGACAACGGAGGAGAAAUGACGUCUAACCGCAACCUCUAGCAUCUCUAUACAGACGCUAUACAGAAAUUUCCAGUUCCAUUUUACGCACUUGCUGGUCAAGUAUCAUGCCUAUACCGAGGCUCCUUAAAAUGGGAAAGAAAAAUGCCGCUUGGCUCUUGUCCUCAAGAAGUUCAGAAAAUCUGUAAUCGUAUACAGUGUUAAUGUAUGUGUGGCCUCACUUUUUAAUGAUACUGCACACAGCAGCGGAAUACUGGCGCUGCUAGGAGGUUGGAACCGUAAUGCAAUUAAAUGAACAGUGUUCCUUGUAUAUAUACACACAGAAACACACUCAAUCUGUACUAGUAAGCAGGAGGUCGUGGGUUCGAGUCCCACCCGAGUACGCCUGUGGUUUGUUUAUCACAAGCCUUCGGGGGCAGACACUGAGUAUACACUGUUAGACUAUACACGUCGGGCAGGGCGAAAGUCCAAAAUUAAUUCCACUUCCCCGGCGCAAAUCCAUCUUUGAAACAUCCAAUCUUGCAAAAAAAAAUUUGCAGUGUCUGAGCGUUGAUUCAAAUACAUUAGAUGAAGUUUGAAUGCUAACAUGUAUUAGAUGGCAUUUGGCCUACUUAAUGAUUCGAUCGUUCGAGGCGCAGUCGAAGCUUCUGCUCGUAGAGUCGCUCCUUUUUUUUUUGAACGAGAACAAUCAUGUUCAUAAUGUUCACAAAUUGUCACAGAUACAGAGAGAUUUUUUCAUUGUUGAAGACCUCCAUACUAUUUUUCUAAUGCCUCUCCUCUAACCACUUCGUUAGAUUUAUUGAAAAAGAAAAUAUUUUGCCACCGAAACAAUUUUUUUUAGUAGUUAGUCAUUUUGUAGAAUGCAGUAGUGUUCUUUGUUCUUUUAUUCUCAUGUCUGUGUGUACAUCAAAAAUGUGCCAAGGAGGAGUUGUUCCAGUUUGUUUGCAUUUUCAAGCUGGUCCAAUUUGGUCGUGGUUCAGCCCUUAGGGAAGCUAUGAAUACAUUUCAAUCUGCGAGAUGGUUGCGGCGAUACACAGGGAGACACGAAUUCUGGACACCGGGCAAAGGUAUACAUUGCCCGUCAUCACAAUUGCCGCUCAGUUUGGUCGUGCGCUCAGGCCUUCAUGCUGUUCCUUAUGAUGCAAAAUGGAUUUCGAAUGGACAUCGAAAUGCACACUUUCACGGUUUACCUCUUAAGCUCUGUAUACCGUACCGGGAAACGUACUGGCGCACUCUAUAUCGUUGGCUAAUGCUCAGCAGCCGGGCAGAAUGCAGAGAAAAGCAAAUACAAGCCGGCACACCGUUAAUCACAAUGCAAGGGUGCUUUGCCCACCCCCCCCCAAAAGCGCAAGAUAUUGCUUUUAUUGGUGAGAACUGCUUGAUCCUCGUCUUUUAAUCUGCUUAAAACCAUUUGCGUAGCUAUUGGCAUAUUGGCAUGUCACGAGAGAACUUACUUGUUUAAGCAUUCCUUCAAGGGCAGCUGGAUAUAGGCCGUACAACACGAGGCCUUAAUUCGGGCAGUAAGUCUGCCAUUUACGUCAUCCCCGCACGUCGUGAGAAAGUGUUUUUUAGUAAUCGUCGGCUGCAGACGUGCUGGUGUUGACAGGCGAGCGGGAUUGAAAGAGGUCGCGCGUACGCACACAGUAGACGUUGGCUUGCAGUUGCACGGCGGUAUACCUGUGAUCUCAUCAUAACGGUUGAGGUUUACAGUGGAACGGAUACUGAAGUUAGACCUACCAGCUCGCAAAAUCCCAGUGGUUUCAUUUCUGCAGAGCCCCUGUGUAAAAUUUGGGACGAUCUGAUGUAAGUUUUCGUAUCGAAAAGAGCGGAAUUAAACAAGAUUACCUUGCAUUCUAAAACGUGGGACCAAAGCAUGCUUGAAAAGCUCAAACAGGGAGGACGCUGCAUCACUUUGUAAAAGAAUUAAAUUCUUGAAUUUUGUUCCAGAGUGUUGCAGGAAAAUAUUGCUGAAAACAUAUUUCAAUAACUCUAGGCAUUGCCUUAUGUUGCCGUGACUGUCUAAUUUGUAUAAAUGAAGAACUUUUACAAGGUUUAAAAAGCUGAUAUUUUCUACAGUGUAUAUUGCUCGAUAUCAUUGCUACUGCACUUUUAUACUUGCCGUGUGCUACUAUUUUUGGUGUUGUUCAAUUAGCUUUGGGCGGCUUGGACUUAAUUUGGAUCGACCUGUGUUUGUUCCAGUUAAUGACGGCUCUGCUAGCAAACAUUCGCAACAUGUUCACAUUUGCUGCAGCUAACAGGUCUACUUGAACUUCUUUCUACGUGAAUUGCGCAUAGUGUGGUUCUUUAAAGUCUGUGUCAUUAUGCGAGAGUGACGUACAACUCGAUCUGCGCAUGCGCCCCUGUAGCCAAGGACAAAAAGUUUGUUGUUGUUUCAAAGGUCACCAAAAUAUCAAUAUGCUUGUCAGUGCUUGUUUGGCUAUAUUCAAAACCGUGUUCAGAAGACCUGACACCAAGCAAUGUCUCUUAUUUCGAGGAGACAGACGGCACAGGCAGAGCUGUUUAUAGAGAGAGUUGUAGCAAUAAGUGCCUUAAUUGUUGGUGUCAAAAUGGUGGAUUAUGGGGCAGUGCGCAUGGACAAAGGGAGACUCUGAGACGCAUGGUGGCGGCAGACAAACCGGUCCUUUUUGCCUUUGUGCGCGUGCUCAGAACUGAAACAAUUGAUCUCCAUUAUAUAAUGACUGAAACGCAUGCCCCGAAUUGCGCGUGCAUGCCCACAUCAUCCAAAAAGGGACCGCCACCAAGCGUCUCAAGGUUUCCCUUUAGUACACAACAGCUGAAUGCUGUAUUAUGCACACAAUAGUAUGCAUAUUGGUUCCAAAGUCUGAAGUUGGCGGAACUCUCUCUAUUCACAGCUCUGAAUACACGAGGUGUCCGGGGAGCCCACUGUAGACGUAGGAUCUUUUCUCCGAUUGGUCGCAUUCUCCGAUGUGGCACGCAGUGCCUUGCGUUACCUUUUUGAAAUGACCUCACCCCUACUCGCCCGAGGUCACUGGAACAGAAAAGCCGCAUCGACCCGCUGAUGACUGACUUUCUGAGUAGGCCAUUUUCGGUCCGACAUACGAUCGCCCAUAAAACUCUUUUCAACUUGCAAUCUCAUUGGCUACAGCCUUGAACGAAAUAAUUACAGGCACUCAACGCUGCAAGUAACAUGGCAUUGUUUUUUUCAGCUCAACUUGAAAUUGGAACAGACACAGGUGAUUCGAGCAACAGCUCGUUUGAAAGGUCGUACAUUUCCGCAUGUAAAACAUGUUAAAUACUAGUUGAUUAUAGGUGAAUUUCAAUGAUGUUGCUGUUUGCAACGUGUAUGCAAUGAAACAUUUUACAUGUAUAAUUAUUACCACCUACAGAAUGCCAAAAACCCACAGAUAAGUUGGAUGAGAACUACCUUUCGUCAGUGUGCUUAUAGUGACACGUGACGUCCGUCAGAGCCAUAUUGCCAAAAUUAACGCCUUUAGUGGGGAUGCUGUUGGAAUAAAUCUAAGUGAAGAUAAUAGACCGAUUACGCUUAGUAAGUCACUCGACCCAUAAAGGUGGGCAUCAAACAUCAGCAAACAUGGGUGGCCCCUUUCGGUGUCGUUUACCAACAAUAAAGCUGACGGCUGGGAAAGUGCAUGUACUCCGACUAAUGAUGUGCUGAGUGUUCUGCCGAAAAUCGGCUUUCUUUUUGGUAAACAACACUUAAACACACAACACUAUGGGAGGACGCCAUGUUUGUUGAUAUUUUAUAUCCACUAUAGGUCACGUGAUUUAGCGGGCAUAAUCGGUCAAUUUGUUGUGUUGUGAGUAGCGAACUCGACUUAGGCCGUGUCCGAAAUGGGCUUCCAGAGCUACGGCUAGGUCUAUUGUCUGCGCGUCCCCACGCAAUGCCAGUGGAGCGUAGACCUAGACCUAGCUCUAGACAAGAGAUUCGGAUGCAGCCUCAGGCUAGUAUCACCACACCUUGACUAUAUUUUCAUACUGUUUGUUAGUGAAGCAAGUCUCUGAAAUGGCUAUUAUGUAGAAACGGCGUCGCAUUGGCCGCCAUUCGAAAGUGAGUUUACGCGUUCGUCUACUGAUGUCUCGUUGCAAUUAUGAGACAAAGUGGGGGAAAGUUUUGUUUUCCAUUCUUUAUCAAAUUCAAGUUUUACGAUCCAUUUGGUAGUGUCCUUUAAGAUGCCCCACACAGUGGCCGUGGACGCCCCGGGGAUGCAUCACUGUAGCAGGUUGAUUUUUCACUUAAUAUUGACGUCACUCGGAUAUGUUUGUCAAUUUAAAAUCCUCUGGCAGUUUUUGCACCAAGCAGGUUGUUCCCAUGUCGACCUUUUCGAAGGUUGAUACCCACGCCAGCAAAGCUGUUGCAGUGCUUGCCCCUGUCUUAAUAAUGACCUUCUCACCAGAAAUAAAUGCCAAGAAUGAUCAUUUAUCACCGAAAACCACGCCAAGGUCCACAGUUUACAGAUCGGGUCACAAUAAAGCCGUCCCAUCCCGAUGUCGUAGGAAUAGACAGCGGCAUGCGAAAUCCUCGUUUGGGUUUAAAAAAAGCUGGUGUUAGACGCAACACAGUAUUCUGAAAGAAUCAGGAAGAAUUCAGACCCCUGAUUAAAUCAUGUCAGAUUAGUGACGAGUGUGAAUAUCUAAAAUUCAUAUUUUCAACUUCGCCGUUUAUUCUACCCCGCUGUUGCCUGAUUCAACGCGCGCAGUGCUAGUGCUAUAAACAGUGUUUGGCGAAUUGGAAAGCCCUUGCAAAUCGAAAUUUGAAGUCGAGUUACACGCCGCCUGAAAGAAAAAGGCCGGAAUUGUUGUUGCUAUUAAUGUCGCAUGUUCCUCUUAUUAGACUGAAUUGGGGUCGUUGUUGGGAAACGGAGGGACUUCCCGACAGUUUCCACGGCAUGAGAAAUGGAAAACCCAACUUGAGAAUGUAGUUUAUACAAGUUGACUAUACGAGCUGAAAGCGAGGUUAACUUUUCAUUUGGGGAACUUGAGAGCACAAUUGAAAGCAACGAAAUAAAAGUUCAUUACAAAUUCAUUCAUUUUUAUAAUUAGUGGAUGUUUACAUCCGAAUAUUUCGAGCCACGUUUAGAAAACAACUAAAAGUGAAGUUUGAAUCCACAAAUAGGUUGGCACCAACCGAUGUGACAGAUUUCAUUAGUUAGAUUCGGGGAACAUGAUUUAAAAUGGCGCCCUGUGCCUUUAGCAAACCAAGGGAUCUAAAGUUACGACGGGAUUACAUGUAUAUGGUUGUGAAGCGCAUACAUUGAUAAUGUGAGGCUUGAAAAUUGUAUGGGAACUCUAGCUCUGUUCUUCUCAUGUUGGCUGAUACGUUCUGCUCGUUCGUGCUGACAUGGUUGCUCUUCGAACGCUGAACCAAAGAACGGGAAUUAAGUCCUGUACAGUGGCAAAAUCUAACUUUUGAAACCAAUGUUAAGCUUCUUUUCCGCGAGAAUAUUUCUCAUGACAAAGGAAGACGAUCGCGAACUUAGCAUCGUGAUUCGAUUUUUUUCGGGGGGGGGGGUGAAUGACAGUUUUCUUUAAUAGCUGUUAUGAGAGAUAACCAUGGCUGUGCUUCAUUUCGCAUGAAUUUCAUAACGAAUACGGCACGUCUAUUUGUGAACAUUGAGCCGUCCAUAGGCCUACAUGAAACUCCCCCGGCGUGGUACAUGAGUACCCUUUGACAUUCACCCGUGGAUCGAUCAGGCGCUGCAUGUAUACUGAGUUGAUCACCAUGACAACGCACUGUUCAUUGCAUUUCAUGGCUUUCACCCCACCUUUCCUGGUGAUAGCGUGUAGUUAAAAGUUGAAUGCCCACCUUAGCACUAGGCAGACCUGGCUGUGUGCCGAGUUCAAAGAGAUUUUUGUCAUGGUUUUUAUACUAUUUAAUCCGCUACAUCACUCUUUAUUCAUAACGAUAGGAUUUUCUUUAGCAAGCCCUGGCGAUUCUAAAAAGGCUGUUCGUUUUUUUGCGGGCAUCUGACUCUUCAGAGCUGUCGGAAUCAGUUGGCGAACUUUCAAUGAGUCUUACUUAAUUCAGCAGCCAACCAAAGAGGGGACAGAGGUAGAAAGGGGCCGUCUGUAAACCCUUAUUUAAUUGGCUGUAAGGGGUAUUUAUUAAAAAACACAAGUGUAUGUACUAAAGCAGCCAUAAGCACAUUUCAAGUAGGCCCCUAUAGCCAAUUUAUGUAAUAUUUGUAAUUAUAGACCUACCAUUGGGUUUCACACACACCGAAGAGUAUAUUUAUAGUUGGACACUUGCAGAGUAAACAUUAUUCCCAAUUUUUGGGAAGAAAACAUUUUCGUUUUCAAUGACCAGCAGGUACACUGUACAUAAUUCUCAAGUACAUUCAUUUCAUGUCUUUGAAAAUAACUGCUACGUUUGUUUUCAUUAUGACACAACGAAUGUUGCUUCGACUGCUACGUUUGUUUUUAUUUAAACAAAAUUGUAUUUUUUUUCAUAUUGAUACUCACGUUCUUCCAACAUAAUUUAAUUCACAGUCGCUUUAUACUAUGGUACUCAUUGUCUUACGUAACUUCCACUCUAAGUGUUGAAUUCAUUGUUUUGCCGCUCAUACUUUUUAACACGCGGUGCAGAAUGUCAAAGUUGGCUGAUGUUAUAAAAUGACAGUGUCGCACAAAUGCAGGAAAAGAAUAAAAGAGAGCUAAUCCAAAAAUUAUAUGCACAAAACUGA
Acanthaster planci (crown-of-thorns starfish) is the source of this 9174-nucleotide messenger RNA. RefSeq names its product sphingomyelin synthase-related protein 1-like. Gene Ontology annotation, biological process: ceramide biosynthetic process. Gene Ontology annotation, cellular component: endoplasmic reticulum membrane; plasma membrane; Golgi membrane. The record is from RefSeq and is a predicted model, not a curated record. NCBI's taxonomy places the organism in Eukaryota, Metazoa, Echinodermata, Asteroidea, Valvatida, Acanthasteridae. Gene Ontology annotation, molecular function: sphingomyelin synthase activity; ceramide cholinephosphotransferase activity.